CAUUUGAACCAAUCUCCUCGUAUCAUCUCCAGCGUCUACCUUUGCUGCAUCCUUCUGGCUGGUAACCAUCGUGACAAGAGGCCGCAUCAUUUGUCCGCGCCUUCAAGAACAGAGCACUGUUUGCCAAUUCAACAUACCAGACGAGCAGACGUCAUGCAGUUUGGCUUGGUGUGCUUGAAGAAUGGAGUCCAUUUCUUCCAAGAAAUGACCAAUCGCAAUGGCUGGAAUGUGUACAAACGACCCGUUCUGGUCAGAGUGACGCCUCUCAAUGAGGACCAAGUCCAGAGCGGCGGGUCGUUUGCUGCCACACUGCGGUGUGCGUUCACCAAGGCGUUGGUGGUAGUUGACCAAUCAGACGUGAUUGUUCAUCAUUCCAAGCACUCUGAGCCCAGCCACCCUGUCGUACAUCUGACACGGCAACCUGGCAGCACCUAUGCGUUGAACACAUCGUCAACCGUUGUGGUUCAGAUGCUACCGCAUGCUGACGACCAUGUGCGCCGGAUGAUCCACCGCCUGAAUGGCUUGAACGCCGAACUGAAUGCGCUUGAAGAGGCCCGCGCAGCGUCCACCGUGACGACCCAAGGCAUCCGCCUCAACAGCGGGUUUCCGACGCCAUACGAGCUUGCGCGCAAGUACACGUCGUGCAUUGAGAUGCAAUGCGAGGUGCUGGAAGAGCUGUUGGAAGGAGAGCUGCAGCCAGCCGCACUCCUGGCAGACAUUCAAGCCGUGUAUGCCCAUGCCGAGAAUGUUGUUCGCGCCAAGUGCCAACAGCUUGCGGAAAUCUCGCAUGUUCAGCCCGGAGAUGCGCAUGUGCGAUACUGCCUUCAGAACAGCUUCCACCUGUGGAGCACACAAGCUGCCGCGAAUGAUGGGGCUUGCACGGUGAACACGCGUGGACUGCAGCAGAUGCGCCGCCACUUGCUUCCCAUCUUCAUGGCUUGCAUUCUCACUGAUCCUCCCAUCGACAUCGACUCCACCUGCCAGGACUCGCAGCACGUUGACAGAAAGCAGUACCUUGACCUGCUACCGCAGAAGAACGUCGCUGCAAAGAUAACGUUGGUGCUUCCUGCACUGGUGUGGUGCAAUGGACAGACGAAGGCGGUGCUUGCCGAGGCGAAGUACCUGUGGGAACCCCAGGAAAACAUGCAUACUGAUCCACACCAAGUCCACGAGGCUCCGAGCGCGGGGACAGGGGUGUGCACCGACACUGACUGCGUCAAAGACACGGACUGCGAUUCCCAGUUGACUGUCUCUUCAGCAUCGUCUGCUGACGGCGAUUGUGUCGAAUGCAUGAAGAAUGAAAGUGCUUCUUCACACAAGGUAUCCUGGAACACAACCGAACCGACCAUCAGCGAGCACCAACUCCAGCCAGCACAGCACGAGGUUACGGCUGCGGUGCAGGACUCGCAGCCCCACGCUGCUACGUAUGAGGCUGACCACAAGCUGUCUCAGACUAAACACCUUGACGCAAUGAGCCUUACAACCACGUGCAUUGAUUCCAAAGUACAGAGGCACGCUGGUUUGAAGAGCCAUGAUGAAUUCACCAAUACCAACCUCUCCCAUGCAUCCACUGCGCGAACGCGUGACUUGGACCCCGAAACGCUGCCGCCCAAACUCACAAAGUAUUGCGUUCAUCGUGGUCGAACGUAG
This is a messenger RNA of Salpingoeca rosetta, 1650 nucleotides long. RefSeq lists its product as uncharacterized. NCBI's taxonomy places the organism in Eukaryota, Choanoflagellata, Craspedida, Salpingoecidae. The transcript has 3 exons. The record is from RefSeq and is a predicted model, not a curated record. Bases 154 to 1650 code for a protein of 498 amino acids.